UAAAAUCAAAAUGGCAAACGAAGCUGAAGAAACCGUACGUAAAUUGUCAAUGCACAAAGGUGUCGCAGGCGUGAUUGUUGUCAAUGGGGAAGGUAUACCCAUCAAAACAACUUUGGACAAUCACGUAUCCGUGCAGUAUGCAGGCCUCUUGUCCGCGUUAGUGGAUAAAGCGAAAGCUGUUGUCAGAGACCUUGAUCCAACAAAUGAUUUAACGUUUCUUCGUAUCAGAAGUAAAAAAAGCGAAGUCUUGGUGGCUCCUGAUAAAGAAUUUAUAUUAAUAGUUGUUCAGAACCCUGUUGACUGA
Papilio machaon (common yellow swallowtail) is the source of this 304-nucleotide messenger RNA. RefSeq names its product dynein light chain roadblock-type 2. Gene Ontology annotation, cellular component: cytoplasm; cytoplasmic dynein complex; centrosome. Gene Ontology annotation, biological process: microtubule-based movement. The record is from RefSeq and is a predicted model, not a curated record. The transcript has a single exon. Gene Ontology annotation, molecular function: dynein intermediate chain binding. Bases 11 to 304 code for a protein of 97 amino acids. NCBI's taxonomy places the organism in Eukaryota, Metazoa, Arthropoda, Insecta, Lepidoptera, Papilionidae.